GCGCCGCACCGCACCGCACCGCACCGCAUCCUUGGCUUAAUGUUUGCGUGCUUAUAUUCUUCCGUGAUGAGACCGGUGGAAAUGCUGGUAAGAGCGUGGAGGUGUCUGUACUUGGCUUAGAGGCUCGGGAGAAAAAUGUGAUGGACCAUGGCCGACUUUGAUUUCUCUGUUGUUAAUGGAAGACGGAGUACUUUUCAACUUCCACAGAAGAACUUACGAUAUGGUAACUUUGAGGGUGUGAAGGCACUCCCACAUGUUGGCAGCGCAGCUGUCACUAGUGAGCAGCUGGCAAAGACAGGCAGCCACUUCAACAACAAGCGGAUAUUCCAGAAAGUGUGCCAGUGGUUUGAGACAUGGAUGCCGUGGCAGAAACGAAUCCUGCUCUGCGGGAUAACCGACCGAUGCUCCAGCAGCCAACUGGAGUAUCUGGCCACAGCCUUGGAGCCAGUCUUCCACCGCGACUUCUCGGCAUCGCUCAACAAGGAGAAGUUUUCCGGCACGCCUCCCAAGAAGCGACAGGAGGAAGACCCCCAGAUGGCACUGCUGAAGGCACUGCAGAUGGCCACUAAAGGGACCAAAUAUGAGGGCGAUUAUCUACUGGUGAGGUCAGGAAGGCAGUCCCGUGGAUACAGUGAUUUGGAGGGAUUUGCACAGGAGUAUGUGAAGCAGGUGAUAGAGGGAGCCCUCGAGAUGAUGUACGGCAGGUUUUCCAAGACCAAACCGCCAAGUGAUCAUCAAGGUCAAUUCCAGAUGCAACAGCCACUCCAGCCACAUGAACGGGGCGAGAGCACCGUCCCUCCACACCUUACCCUAGAUGUUCCGAAAUUCAGGAAACUAUCAGAGGAGGAGUGCUUGACCUCCGAAAGCACCGGUCAGUUGAUACCGACCAUAACCACCGAUUCCGAUCACCAGGUGCAGAGGACGAAAAGAGCCACGCGCACACUGACAGCCCCACCAUCACACAGCUAUGGCUCCCAGUCCAGAAGUCCAGCCAGGUCUGUCCAGGAUCUGCAGCCACCUCCAGAACACUGCAAGCACGGGCGCCACUGGACCUUCCCAGGUUGCCAGAACCUGCAAACUCCCCUCUUCUCCGAUAAUCUGACAGGCCGGGUGGCCACGGACAGUGGUACAAAUUUCACUCCAGGUUAUGGGACUGGUAGCUAUGCUCCACUGCAGGCCAAUAAAGUUUCUACAUUGACUUGGUGUAUGAAACACCAAAGAAGGGACAGGACACCAACCAGUCCAGCAUCGCCAGGGGCCAGCAGGCCAGCAUCUCAUCAUCACAACAGCCAUGUCAGCUCAGGCAGUGUCAGCACAAGGGAUUUCUUUGAGCACAAGCAACAGUCACAAAAGCUGGGCACUAUGUUCAGGGCUUUGCGGACUGGUCAGAUCCGGAAGCCAGACAAACUUACUGAUGUUUCCAUUCCGCUUCAAAAGACUUUCAAACAUGCCAAAUGGUGGGGAAAGGAGCCGACUGGUACUCGGCAACUGGUGCCCGCUCAUCACAAGGAUCUAAAAGAACACUUCAAGAACCAGAUAGCUCAAGUGUGGGUGUGGAUGCAGGACUGGGAGGAAUUGGAGAAGGGAGAUCUGCUAGUUGAGCUGAUCAAGAUGUGCGACCAAGAUCUCUUGAAAUUUCUGGCUGAUUGUCUCCAACAGAGACUGAGACAUUUGUACAAAUGGUUGCGCGAUCGCAAUGACAUCAAUUGCCUGCCAGACAAGCUACUGCUUCACAUCUUCUCCUUCCUGCCUGCGCAUGACAUCUUCAUGGCUGAGAGAGUCUGUCGAAGGUGGCGCUACAUUGGUGCGCAGGAUGCCCUGUGGAGAAUCAAGUGUCAAGGGAUGGGUGCCAAGGAAGGCUUGCUAGACCUGCCUGGCUUGAUUGAGGAGUUCAAUCAAGGCUACAGUGUGGACUGGAGGAGUGCAUACACUGAACUGUGUGAGGUCGCCCAGCAUGCUAAGAAACCAGCCAUUCCUACGGCCCAAGUUGGCGAGACUGGGACCAAGAAGUGGCUGUCCAUCAGGUUCACAGAAUUUAUGAAGAAACGGACCCAGACACCAGAGUCUGACAAACUGACACCUAUUGAGAGUGAGAGUUUGUCAUCCGAAGAAAGUUCCACAGAAGAUUUUGAUCGGAAGCACAGCACAGUAGUUGAUGUGCCAAUCCAGUUCAUGAAGGUGGCCAUUGAAGCCGAGGAGAGUGAUGAGGAUGUCAUUGAGGAGUUGACCAUGUCUGAGUUUGCAAUCCAGGGUCUCGCACAGGAUUUCAACCUCUUUCCAGAGCUGACCACAACUGCUGAACUGCCUGCGGCCAUCCCUUUUGUCAAGCCGACUGAACUUGGCCAGCCCUUACCUGGAAGAAAAGCUAAAGAAGGCAGUGUGGACGAAACCAGAGACGAAGAAGCAGAGGGUGCACCGGGCGUGGCAGCCGACAAGACAGCAAGGAAGAAGAAAAAGAAGAAAAAGAAGAAAGCAGCCAGGUCGAGAGACGACGACGUGGCCUUGGAUAUCAGGCCAGAGCUGGUGCAAGCAAAGGAUAUUCUGAGUGAAUUGCAAGGAGACGUGGGACCUCCCAUGAAAUCCCUCAAACAUCCAGGAUGGGUUAAACCGAUCAAAAGAGUACGCAGACUACAGGGCCACACGGACGCUGUGUUCUGUCUGAUGUUUGACAAAUGUCGAAUUCUCACUGGAUCCAUGGAUCGAACCAUUCGUGUCUGGGAUAUCCGAAGUGGGAGGAGUAUACGCAAGAUCUAUGGCCACAAGGGAGGCAUCCGAUGCCUUCAGUUUGACGACACCCGCAUUGUGUCCGGCUCCUGGGACAUGACGGUCAUGGUCUGGGACAUUGUCAAAUUUGACAAUCUUGCCACCCUCACGGGGCACGUAGAUGUGGUGUCCUGUCUGCAGUUCAACAAGGCCCACUUGGUGACCGGAUCGCAUGACAGCACAAUCCGGGUGUGGUCGAUGGACGACUACCGUAGUCUGCAAGUCCUGAGACAUCACAGGGAUAGUGUGACAUGUCUGGUGUUUGAUGGCCGGUUUGUGACAAGUGGAUCGGCUGACAGAACCAUUCGGAUGGCAAGCAUCUCUACAGGUGAAUGUGUCCUCAAGCUAUCUGACUACUUAGAUGCAGUGACUUCGCUUGAUGUUCAGGGAGAACUGAUCGUUGGGGGCACCCUGAGUGGGAAACUGUUCUUCUGGGACAAGUUGUCAGGCAAAGCCGUGGCAGGAGUACAGCCCCACGACAGCAGCAUCUCCAAGAUAGUCUUCCUGCCCCGGGGGCGUGGUGGAGCCCAUUUCAUCACCGCUGCGGGCGAUGGCUCCAUUAAAGAGUGGGACUUGUACAGCAUGACAUGCGUGAGGGCACUACAUGGCCACAAAGGGUCCGUCCGGGAUGUUAAGGUUUCUGGUGACCGUAUUGUGAGCUGUAGUGAUGACGGUAAUGUCAGGAUCUGGGACCUGUUGACCCCACCCCUCAGACUGGGGGACAAGGGGGAGGAUGAUACCAUCGAAACAAAGACCAUUGACCAACGGCAAGACAGAUAAGCGCCAAUAGGUAUGGCCAAGAUGUCAUUGACAGCCUGUCACAUCAGUCUUAUAGGAUUAUAUUGACUCUCAACCAAUCCUAGUUCACUUUGAACAAUUUUCUGUUAAUUUGAUUGAAUCCAUGUGUAUAAAUCUACAGAUUUAGUCUAUGGAUGCGUUAAAAAUGUGCCAGUUAUGAUACAUGUAGUAGGCUUGUGGGAUGGGAGCUGUUGGCAGUUUCCUCCUCCCCAGGUCAAGUCUUGAGUGUGACCAGGACAUGGUGUCUGGCUCCUUUUGUGCUCCUUGGGAAAACCUACAAACUCUGAAAGGAUACACAGAAAUGACACCCAAGAAUUGGCUCUACGAGUUAUUGAGUUCAAUUUUUAUAUUUGUUGAAACUAGGGUACAUUGACAAUGUGAUGACCACAUGGUGCACAUUAUAAUGUUUUGCUUGAAAUGGCAAUGCCAGAAGCUACAUGUUAGAAACAGGCACUGGUGGCAGAAGGGGGGCCAAUUGCCCCCACACACACACCCAAGUGUGUAUUUGCCUGCAACUGGGGACCCCCUAGUGUUCC
This is a messenger RNA of Acanthaster planci (crown-of-thorns starfish), 4097 nucleotides long. RefSeq lists its product as uncharacterized. Gene Ontology annotation, cellular component: U4/U6 x U5 tri-snRNP complex. Lineage: Eukaryota; Metazoa; Echinodermata; Asteroidea; Valvatida; Acanthasteridae. The record is from RefSeq and is a predicted model, not a curated record. Gene Ontology annotation, molecular function: protein binding; U6 snRNA binding; U4 snRNA binding. Gene Ontology annotation, biological process: mRNA splicing, via spliceosome.